CAUAACACAUUCAGAGCGCACCAAUCGACCAUUGGCGCGCUUUCAGAGCAGCCAUAAUCAAUGCGGCUCAUGUUGCGAGCGUCCUUUCGGACGCUAGAGCGUUCGAUUAAUCCCUCACUCAUCUCCAAAUCCUCCGCUCGCAUCGCUCCUCCUCCAACCACACCCUCCUUCUUCUCCGCCAUAACAAGGACUACCGCCUCCUCUCACCCGCUCUCUCGCUCCUCCCCUCUUCUAUCUUCUCUCCAAGUCCGAUACGCCUCCCACCAGGCCCAAGGCCGCGCGAACUCGGGCUCUAAGGACUCGCCCGGCAAACGCCUCGGCGCCAAAAAGAGCGGCGAGCAAUACGUCGUGCCCGGAAACAUCAUCUUUCGACAAAGAGGCACAAAAUGGUUUCCCGGUGAGAACUGCGCGAUGGGUCGAGACCACACGAUCUAUGCUACUGAAUCCGGCUACGUGAAAUAUUACCUCGAUCCCGAACUGCACCCGAAACGAAGGUAUAUCGGUGUCUGCUUUGAGCGGGAAGGGAAAUUGCCUACGCCGCGCAAUGCGCCUACAAGACGCCGUUUGAAUAGGAUUGCUGUGCCACGCGUUGAACCAGUUGGGGUUGAGUUGGAUGUUGAUAUGUUUGGUGAGGAUGUGACAGCUGUUGAGGGUGCUGCCGCCGGGGAAGAUAUUCCCAACGCCAAGGCCAACCUGCCAUUGCGCCCUGGAUACAUGUAUCGUGAAGCCAAUUGGCAGAUUGGCCGGGCAGCAGAGAAGGCGGGAAUUACUGCGAAAGAGUUUGAUCGAGAGAAUCGAUGGAUGGCCUGGAGGAAGAGACAGGCUCGUGCUCAACGCGCUGCGCAAAUGAAGAGUUUGAAGGGCAAGAAGAAGUCUUCUAAGAAGGGCAAAGGCAGAUAGAGCUCCCAUACGGACCGGUAUUUUUCUUCGAUCGGGCGUUUUAUUUGAUCUUCUGUAUUGUACAUGUAUAAUUAGGACCGAAUCAGGAGUCAAAUUCCUCACUGCUUUUUUCUUGCUUCUAGAAAUUUACUUUGAAAUAUACAUUACAUAUAUAUCAUCA
This is a messenger RNA of Talaromyces proteolyticus, 1060 nucleotides long. RefSeq names its product ribosomal L27 protein-domain-containing protein. Gene Ontology annotation, cellular component: mitochondrial large ribosomal subunit; ribosome. The record is from RefSeq and is a predicted model, not a curated record. Lineage: Eukaryota; Fungi; Ascomycota; Eurotiomycetes; Eurotiales; Trichocomaceae. Gene Ontology annotation, biological process: translation. Bases 61 to 900 code for a protein of 279 amino acids. Gene Ontology annotation, molecular function: structural constituent of ribosome. The transcript has a single exon.